Tupaia belangeri chinensis (Chinese tree shrew) is the source of this 741-nucleotide messenger RNA. RefSeq names its product olfactory receptor 56B1. The annotation marks the transcript as partial. Gene Ontology annotation, molecular function: olfactory receptor activity. Lineage: Eukaryota; Metazoa; Chordata; Mammalia; Scandentia; Tupaiidae. The record is from RefSeq and is a predicted model, not a curated record. Gene Ontology annotation, cellular component: plasma membrane. The transcript has a single exon. Gene Ontology annotation, biological process: G protein-coupled receptor signaling pathway.
AAUAGCUCGAAAUUCCAGGUCUCUGAGUUCAUUCUGCUGGGAUUCCCAGGCAUCCACAGCUGGCAGCACUGGCUGUCCUUGCCACUGGCACUACUCUAUCUCUCAGCAAUUGGUGCAAACAUCCUCAUCCUCAUCACCAUCUGCCAGGACCCUUCUCUGCAGCAGCCCAUGUACCUGUUCCUAGGCAUCCUCUCUGUGGUGGACAUGGGCCUGGCCACCACCAUCAUGCCCAAGAUCCUAGCUCUCCUCUGGUUUGAUGCCAAGGUCAUUAGCCUCCCUGAGUGUUUUGCUCAGAUUUAUGCCAUUCACUGCUUUGUUGGCAUGGAGUCUGGCAUCUUCCUCUGCAUGGCUUUUGACAGAUAUGUAGCUAUUUGUCACCCUCUUCGCUACCCAUCAAUUGUCACCAAUUCCUUAAUCUGUAGAGCUACCCUGUUCAUGGUGCUUAGAAAUGGCUUGUGCGUCAUUCCAGUGCCUGUGCUUGCAUCUCAACGCAGUUACUGCUCCAAGAAUGAAAUUGACCAUUGUCUGUGCUCUAACCUUGGGGUGACGAGCCUGGCUUGUGAUGACAGGAGACCAAACAGCAUUUGCCAGCUGGUCCUUGCAUGGGUUGGAAUGGGGAGUGAUCUCAGUCUUAUUAUAUUGUCGUAUACUUUGAUUCUGCGUUCAGUCCUCAGACUGAAGUCAGCUGAAGCUGCAUCCAAGGCUCUGAGCACUUGUAGCUCGCAUCUCAUCCUCAUCCUC